CUCUGAUAAAUCCUAUCGUACACCGAUUUAACGGCCUUUUUCAAAAUUUGAUAGUUGGCCAACUGCCCAACCGUGGCGCUCGCAUCGUUUUUAUUCGAGUUUGACGUUUGCUCACUAUCGCCACCUAGUUGGUGGUCGGCCAAACAUAGUCCUUUUAGCAUUGGGCGAAUAUGUUUCCGUGACUAUGAUUUGAAUCGAAAAAUGUUCAAAGUGUUACGUCUGUUUGUCUGUGAUAAUAGUGUAGAGAGAUGGCCGGCUGGCACCUGAGAAGAUGCUGCGUGCUCCCUGCUAUAGCUAAGCUGAAUGACGAUCAUAUAAUUUGAAUUGCCGUGUCUCAUUAUCUCCCGUCUGUUUGCCGUCCCACAAUGACCAGUGUCGCCCCAGCAGCAGCCUCCGGCCGUUCCAUUCCGGUAGGUCACACAAUAACAAUGGGAAAUCUGGCUUGUUUGUACAAUUUAGCGCGCUGCUGUGCUGGCUGGAUGGUUGGUUGGAUGGAUGGAUGACUGAUGCAAGGCUUUGGAUAUCAACGCCACACUUGUCCACGCCUGCAGUCAGUCGCGAUCGGAUCGGUGGAGUGGUAGCAACUCUUUCUCACUUUCCAAGCGGUCGAACCAGUUGGGGGAUAGUUUUUGUUUCAUAUGGUGAGUCAGUUUGGACGAACACGUUUGUCCAUUCGUCCAAAUCAGUGCGUACGAGAGUUUCAGGUGUAGCGUCCCGUGUCAGGUCGCGUGAAGUAGUUAUUGCUGGGUCACCGUUCACCAGCUUAAUCGUGGGACACAUUGUUCAAAUUCGGUAAUUGUUGUGAAAAAAAGAAGUGAUAUUUGUGUUUCGUUAUUAGUUAAAAUGAUUAGAAGAGACAGAAAUCGUUUCAACAACCUGUUGAUCGUAUGAACGAAUUUAAAAAUAUAAGGUGGUUGACGAAAGACGUGUUCAAACCGAGCAUGAACGUAUGCUUGAAGGUGUAGAUCAAAAAGUGUAUCACCAGUCACAGUUUACGACACUUGUUUAAUUAAAAGGCAGCCUGGUGUUAACAAAUAAUGCAAAUAGACAAACCUGACUAUACCUAGGCAUCUCCUAGUAGACGAAGAAGCGAUGUGACUACAGAACAGAAGAGUCACCAACGAUAGAUAGUGCGGCUUUGGAUACAAACCACUCAAGCUCAGCGUGCAUUUCAAAACAUUUACCUUAGCGCAUUGCCAGUCAGCGCAACGCAACUGAAACCGCCGCGCGCCGUAAUCGUCAUAAUCAACACAAUUCACACCCUGCGAAAAUGAAGAGAAGUGGUUUGGUGAUUUUGUUGCUGAUGCUAGGGUUCCUAGAGGUCACAGUUACCGGAAAUGACUCGCACCAGUCGACACUCGGCGGAUCCGGUGGCGAAAACAAGUUCCUAAGGUAUCUCUUCAACAAAUAUGGCAGCAAGGGGGUAAUCUCCUUCGAGGGCCUGGAACAUCUAAUGCACAGUCUCGGUUUGGGUGGACUGGAUUUCACCCCCUCGCACACGCUGGACGAGCAUCGGCCAGAAGGAUUCAAAACAUCGGACAUCGUGAGCUCCUUCACGGCUGAUUACAGCGAAAUUGAGCAACCAGAGAAGGUCACCGUUUCGAUCAACAGCAUCGAUGACGCGCAUGCACCACGAUCAUCCAAUCAAGAUGAUUCAACACCGGCCCACACAGAGUAUCCCGAGAGAAAUAGACGCGCAGAAUCUCAUUACCACCACCACCCUCAGGAAGCCGAAAAGGACAUCAUCAGCAGCUCGGAUCAGAUAAAGCAUUUCAACGAACUACCGCCACCAGUUCUGAAUGAUACCGAAGAGACCAGUACCUCCGCGAGCGCAACCGGUCAUAAAGACGUGAGCUCCUCGAGUAGCAGCGAAGAUGAUAACGGCAAUUGGCACAAUGAAAUAUGGCAGGAAAUUAUCUUUAAAGAGAUUCACGAUCCACUGCAUCGUCAUCCGCGUCGAGAUGAUCGUCGCAAAUCUUGCCUGUCUCCAAUGUCCAUGGUCCACUUAAUUUUGGAAGAGCCACAGAACAGCGAAGAAGUCCUGCAUCAGAACUUCAACUAUGGUCACCUGGGGUCCACGGACCCAAGGCACCGCCGGUCGCUCCCACAUGCCCACCCCAACGAGGCUGCCGAUCACGACCAUGAGGUGGAGGAAAUUCUGGCUGCCCGAAUCAAAAUCACUCCCGCCACAUUCAAAGACCUCUGUCCGGCGCUGCUAGCCCAAAUCGAUCAGAGGGCUUGCAUGGAGAAGUAUCAGGUCAAAGAUCAACCGCACGUCGAGAAGAAGCUGUUUUCCUAUGCAUGGCUCUAUGCUACUGUUUGCGUGUUCAUCAUCUCCAUCUGCGGGCUGGCUGGGGUUGCAAUUGUUCCGCUGGCAAAAUCAGUUGCUUAUGAUGAAAUUUUAAGAUUUCUAGUCGCGCUAGCCGUUGGUACACUUUGUGGAGAUGCACUUAUGCAUCUGCUUCCACACGCACUCAUACCCCACGAAGAAAGUUCCACUGAUGGGGAUGACCAUGGUCACAGCGAUGAUCAUUCCCACAGCCAAGAACCGGUUUGGUUGUGCUGUUGUGCAUUCCUCAGUGCGUUGUUCAUGUACACGCUGGAAACGGUGCUACCGAUGUUGCGAUCGGAAGACGACACUGGACAUCAUGGCCACUCACACGCCAGAUCGAAAGUGGCUCCAGUGCCAGAACCUCCUCAGAUGCGGCGAAACACCAACGUUGUAGACGAUAUAGAACUAGACUUGCAGGACAGCAAGAAAAAAGAAUUGAACAGCAUGCUCAAAAAGAAGCCUGCGAAGAGUAAACCACUCAGUCCGGUGGCCUUUAUGGUUAUCCUAGGCGAUGGCCUGCACAACAUCACGGAUGGGCUGGCCAUCGGAGCAGCGUUCGCUGCCGACCCGGUUACGGGAAUGGCCACCUCGUUUGCCAUUCUGUGUCACGAGCUUCCUCACGAGUUGGGAGAUUUCGCUUUGCUGUUGCAAACGGGAGUUAGUAUAAGGCGCGCCAUGUUCCUCAAUGUGGUAUCUUCGAUAUUGAGUUUUAUAGGUAUGUUAGUUGGGCUGCUGGUGACCGGUCUACAUGAAUCAGUUGUACGGUGGAUCUAUGCGGGAACGGCUGGAACGUUUCUCUACAUUGCCUUGGCAGAUCUGGUUCCGGAAAUGAACCGAGACCUCAGUGAAACGGUUUCCAGCGAUCAGCGGUGUAAAAAGUUGAGGACCAUUUGGUCCCAGAUCUGUGGUAUAUUUUUGGGGGGCAUGAUUAUGUUGGUGAUAGCACUGAAUGAAGAUCACUUGCGAGUAUUGUUUGAAUAAAUUAUUUUUAAAUAAACA
Messenger RNA from Aedes albopictus (Asian tiger mosquito), 3331 nucleotides. RefSeq names its product metal cation symporter ZIP14 (gene Zip71B). The record is from RefSeq and is a predicted model, not a curated record. The transcript is spliced from 6 exons. Gene Ontology annotation, biological process: intracellular monoatomic cation homeostasis; zinc ion import across plasma membrane. Gene Ontology annotation, cellular component: plasma membrane. Lineage: Eukaryota; Metazoa; Arthropoda; Insecta; Diptera; Culicidae. Bases 1271 to 3313 code for a protein of 680 amino acids. Gene Ontology annotation, molecular function: monoatomic cation:bicarbonate symporter activity; zinc ion transmembrane transporter activity.